Messenger RNA from Pestalotiopsis fici W106-1, 2289 nucleotides. RefSeq lists its product as uncharacterized. Gene Ontology annotation, cellular component: membrane. The transcript is spliced from 3 exons. Gene Ontology annotation, biological process: transmembrane transport. NCBI's taxonomy places the organism in Eukaryota, Fungi, Ascomycota, Sordariomycetes, Amphisphaeriales, Sporocadaceae. Gene Ontology annotation, molecular function: ABC-type transporter activity; ATP binding; ATP hydrolysis activity. The coding region runs from base 1 to 2289 and encodes 762 amino acids. The record is from RefSeq and is a predicted model, not a curated record.
AUGAUGGUGAUGCAAUUCGAUGUUAGCCGAUACGGUCAGCGCCAGAGACUCGCCAUUGCGCGAUCAAUUAUCAAGAAGCCAGCCAUACUCAUCCUCGACGAGGCAACGAGUGCGAUAGAUGUCCGUGGCGAAAAGAUUGUGCAGGCAGCUCUCGAACGGGCGGCCCGAGGUCGAACAACCAUUGUGAUUGCGCACCGACUCUCCACCAUCCGAAACGCAGAUCGGAUUAUUGCACUUGGAAACGGGAAGGUGAUUGAAUCCGGCACCCACGACAGCCUUGUUCAUCUCGACGGUGGAGCCUACGCGGGGCUUGUCAAGUCUCAAGCUUUGUCUCUUGAUGGUAAAGAAGAAGAGAACGCGGAGAGCUUUGCAAAGGGCAUAUCAUCAACACUCGAAUACGAAAAGAGUCUUGUCAUACCCCAGUCUACUGAACGCCCAUGUGGGGACUCGAGGAAUGAUAAGCGGUUACAGCGCGGCCUAUUCAACAGCUUUGGCGUGUUCUUUCUGGAGUCUCGUGAAUUUUGGAACAUUAUAAUUUCCUCAAUAGUCCUCUCUGCAGGAGCGGCUUCCGCACGUCCCCUACAUGCGUGGCUUUUUGCCAAAUCCAUCGACGUCUUCAAGUAUCAGGAUGACUACGCGAGACUUAUGAAGGAUAUGAGCUUCUUGUGUGGCAUGUGGGCAGUUUUCGCUGCCUCUGCUGGUAUCGUGUACCUUCUGACUUUCAUAUCUUCAGCUCGUGUGGCAUCAUUUAUCCGAUCAAAGUAUCAAAAACAAUACUUUGAAAGUCUUAUCCAUCAGCCUGCACCAUACUUCUCUGAAGAAGGACACUCGGCCGGAACUCUCGCCUCUCGAGCCAAAGAUGACCCAACGAAACUCGAGGAACUAAUGGGCACGAACAUGGCCAUGGUGCUCGUGUCACUAUUCAACAUCAUUGCCAGCGUCAUCAUGGCCCUUACAUAUUCAUGGAAACUAGCAUUGGUUUCAAUCUGUGUCAUUGCGCCCGUCUGCCUGAUCUCCGGCUACUUCCGCUUUCGCUAUGAGCUCCAAUUUGAGAAACUCAACGACGAGGUGUUUGCAGAGAGUUCGCAAUUCGCAUCUGAAGCAAUCAGCGGGAUCCGAACUGUUUCGUCGCUCACACUGGAAGAAUCUAUUACCGCUAGGUUCGAGAGACUCUGCUCUGGCCAUGUCAUGUCGGCAUACAAGAAAGCGUGUUGGGUAAGCCCAGUGCUUGGGUUUUGCGAUAGUGCAACUCUGGGCUGUCAAGCUCUUGUCUUUUAUUAUGGAGGCAGUCUGUUUGAUCGCGGAGAGAUUGGCCUAGUCGCCUUUUUCGUCUGUCUCAUGGCAAUCAUGAGUGCAGCUGAAGGUUUUGGCCAGAGCUUGAGCUUGGGUCCGAAUGCUGCGCAAGUCACUGCAGCUUCAAAUCGCAUCCUCGAUGCAAGGAAUUCUCGUAUUGUGGAAUCUCAUGAUGGAAGGUCCUUGGAUCAGACGGCAGGAGGGAUGAAGAUUGAAUUUUGCCAUGUUCGCUUCCGGUAUCCCAAUAGCGAGAUGCCCCUUUUCAGUGGGCUGAACCUUACUAUUGAGAAAGGCCAAUUCGCCGCCAUUGUUGGGGCCUCCGGGUGCGGCAAGACAACACUCAUAUCCUUGCUGGAGAGAUUCUAUCAGCCUGAAGAUGGAAAGAUCUUGUGCGAUGGACAAAACAUUGCAGACCUUGACGUCUUUCGUUAUCGCAAGCAACUCUCACUAGUUGCCCAGGAGUCCAUGCUUUUGCAAGGCAAGUCAUCAAUCAUGUUGUUCCAAUUGGGGAUUACCACUAAAUUAAGUAUCCUAGGCACUAUUAGGGAGAACAUUCUCCUUGGGGUUGAAGAUCCCGCCACUGUCUCAACUGAUCGAUUGCACAAUGUUUGCCGCGAUGCCUUGAUCCACGACUUCAUCACAUCUCUCCCUCAUGGCUACGACACCAUCAUUGACGGUAUCUCAUUAUCCGGUGGCCAAAAACAGCGAAUAGCGAUAGCCCGAGCGUUGGUACGCGAACCCCAACUCCUUCUCCUAGAUGAAGCGACCAGUUCACUUGACUCGGAGAGCGAAAGGCUUGUCCAGCAAGCUUUUGAGCGCGCUAGCUACGGUAGAACAAUCGUCUUGGUCGCACAUCGGCUUGUUACCGCACAGAAAGCGGACGUUAUUUUCGUGCUAGGUGAAGGAGGCCACCUUUUAGAGAAAGGAAGCCAUAUUGAACUCAUCAAGCAAAAGGGGGUAUAUUUCCAGAUGUGUCAAAGUCAAGCUCUUGAUUGA